AUGUGGCUGCGUUGGGGCAUAGCUCGGCAGGCCCUGCACACGUCCAGCUGUGUGCUGGCGAAAGGCAAGACAAAACCUGCCGUCAAGGCGCCUUCCCUGCUGCCGAAUGAUUGGGAGGCAGUGAUUGGCAUCGAGUGUCAUGCGCAACUCUUGGCGAGCACGAAACUGUUCAGCGCCGCGCCGCCACCAACCUUGGAUGCCGAGCCCAAUACAUGCGUUGCGCCCUACGAUGCUGGAUUUCCCGGCACGCUACCCAGUCUGCAGCCUGCUGCGGUCACCGCUGCAGUCAAAGCGGCACUGGCGCUGCGGUGUCACAUUGUACCCAUGUCUCUAUUCGACCGCAAGCACUACUUCUAUGCGGAUCUUCCGUUUGGCUACCAGAUUACACAGAAACGCCAACCUUUUGCGCACACGGGUGUCGUAUCGAUUAGCUAUGGGGACGGCUAUCUUUCCUCGGAGGACGCGGCGCUGGACGUGCCCAUUGAGCAGCUGCAGCUCGAGCAGGACACGGGCAAGUCCAUUUACGCCGCUACUGAUUCGGGGAGUCAUAUCAGCCUGCUGGACUACAAUCGUGCGGGCGUUGCCCUCGUCGAGAUUGUCAGUGCGCCGGUGCUGCGCACGUCCGAGCAGGCUGGUGCCUACGUGCGGAAAUUGCGGCAGCUUCUGCGGUGCGUGGGUGCAUCCAAUGGCAACAUGAAUGAAGGAUCUCUGCGCUGCGAUGCCAAUGUAUCGGUACGUCGCAAAGGCGAGCCGCUUGGGACGCGAUGUGAGAUCAAAAACUUGAACAGCGUCAAGUUCAUGAUGCAUGCGCUGGACUAUGAGAUCCAGCGGCAGUACACUCUAUUAGCUCGUGGCGAAUCUGUUGUACAAGAAACGCGCGGCUUUGACGAGGCGAAUGGCACCACAUAUGCCAUGCGCGACAAGGAAGCCAGCUUAGACUACCGCUUCAUGCCGGAGCCAAAUGUCGGCCCACUGCGGAUUGCCAAGGAGCGAAUCGAGGCGGUGCGCGUGGCGCUACCCGAACUUCCCGAUGCGCGCCAUGCGCGCCUGAGCGACCAGUAUGGUCUAUCGAUGCGCGACAUUAAUGUGCUGAUGCGUCUGAAUGCAGAGGACGACACAACAGACCCCUUGGACCAGGAGGUCAAGCACGCUGCCUAUGCGCAUGUCCCCAAUGCCGUGGACUACUUUGAGGUCCUCGUUCGGAUGGGCUGUGUACCCCAAGCCGCAGCAAACUGGACUAUCCAUCUGCUACCGAAGCAUCUGGGCGCCGUGAACCUGCCGUUCUCCCUCAACCCACUUCCUCCGGUGGUCGUCGCGGAGCUAGUCCACAUGAUUGACGAGGAGCUCAUUACGCAAUUUACUGCCCAGAGCUUAUUGCGCGAGUUUAUCCAGGCGCGCAGCUUUCCCAUGACCCCAUCUGGCGAACUGGCCCUGCGCUCGCACGUCCAAGCGCAUGCCUUGCACCGCUUGCAGCACGAGGAGCUAGCACCGCUGUGUGCCGACGUGGUCGCCCGCUUCCCCGAUGAGGUCUCUGCGGUUCAAAAGGGCAAGGAAAAGGUGCUGAUGCGUCUCGUAGGUGAGACGAUGCAUCUCGCUGACGGACGUGCCGACCCGGCGCAGCUGACCGCGGUGCUGCGUCAGGAGGUGGCCAAAGCGUAA
Messenger RNA from Malassezia sympodialis ATCC 42132, 1659 nucleotides. It is a transcript of the gene PET112, whose product is annotated as glutamyl-tRNA(Gln) amidotransferase subunit PET112. Gene Ontology annotation, cellular component: glutamyl-tRNA(Gln) amidotransferase complex; mitochondrion. Lineage: Eukaryota; Fungi; Basidiomycota; Malasseziomycetes; Malasseziales; Malasseziaceae. Gene Ontology annotation, molecular function: glutaminyl-tRNA synthase (glutamine-hydrolyzing) activity. Gene Ontology annotation, biological process: mitochondrial translation; glutaminyl-tRNAGln biosynthesis via transamidation. The record is from RefSeq and is a predicted model, not a curated record.